Messenger RNA from Lycium barbarum (goji berry), 1555 nucleotides. RefSeq names its product GDSL esterase/lipase At1g28610-like. The record is from RefSeq and is a predicted model, not a curated record. The transcript has 5 exons. Bases 35 to 1261 code for a protein of 408 amino acids. Gene Ontology annotation, molecular function: lipase activity. Gene Ontology annotation, biological process: lipid metabolic process. Lineage: Eukaryota; Viridiplantae; Streptophyta; Magnoliopsida; Solanales; Solanaceae.
CCCUUUUAGCUACUCCAAAACAGAAAGUUCACAAAUGGCUCCUCCUUCUUGUCAACCCAUAAUAAUUUACUUUCUUUCUUGCAAUUUUUUCCUAUUUCUAGCUUGUGCUAGAACUUGUACAAGUUGUUACACAUCCAUUUUUGGAUUUGGUGAUUCACUUACUGAUGCUGGAAACUUAGUGCACCUCAAACCAUCUGGUAUAAAGCCCCACAUGUAUUUUCCUCCUUAUGGCGAAACUUACUUCCAUCGUCCUACUGGUCGCUGCUCUGAUGGCCGUCUUCUCAUAGAUCUCAUUGCACAACAUUAUGGACUUCCACUUCCACCACCUUCAAUUGAUGCAAGAGAUGGAAGCAAUAUACAAGCUGGACUAAACUUUGCAGUGGUUGGAUCUACAGCCAUGGAUGCCCAAUUCUAUGAGAAAAGAGGAAUUUAUAAAGUAAAAAAUGUUUCGAUGUGGAACCAAUUGGAUUGGUUCAAACAAAUGCUUCCACGAUUAUGUGAUAAUCCUUCAGGUUGCAAAAAAUAUUUGGAGAGCUCCUUAUUUCUUCUUGGAGAAUUUGGAGGCAAUGAUUAUAAUGCACUUAUUUCAGGCAAAAAUUUAGAUUACGUUCUGCCUAUAAUCUCUUUAGUUGUCCAAUCUAUUGCCUCAGCUGCUCAUGAACUAGUGGAGCUUGGGGCAAAGACAAUAAUGGUGCCAAACUUGUUACCAAUUGGAUGUGCUGCAUCCUAUUUGACACAAUUUCAGAACUCCAGUGAAGAAGAUUAUGAUGAAUUCGGUUGUCUCAUUUGGUCAAAUCAGUUUGUUUCCUCUCAUAAUGAACUUCUUCAAAAGGAAUUACAACGUCUUAGAGAGCUUCAUCCCCAUGUCCAUAUUAUCUACGCUGAUUAUUACAAUGCUGCUAUGCAACUUUAUCACGCUCCUAAAAAAUACGGAUUUUCGAAGGGUGCACUAGUAGCAUGUUGCGGAGGUGGAGGUCCAUAUAAUUUCAAUGCUUCUGCUCAAUGUGGCAAUUUUCCAGCAACAGGUUGUGAGGAUCCUAACCAAUAUGUAAAUUGGGAUGGAGCUCACUUAACAGAGGCUGCUUAUAGAUGGAUCACAAAAAGUUUAUUGGAAGGCCCAUUCACCUAUCCUCCUAUCAAGAAUUUGUGUCACUUUGAUAUUAGGCAGGCCCAAGUUCUCCAAAGCCCAAAGAUAGAACCCUUCAAACUAUAUAUAAAAGCACCAGAAGCAAAGGUUGGAGAACUCAUUGAUAAGGCAUAGCUUUCGGGAACAGAAGAGGUUGGAAGACCUUCUUGCUAAGAAAGUGACGAAUAGAAAGCUUUUUAAUAGGAUCAUAUUUUUAGUACUUCCUCCGGUGUUUACCAAUGAAGUUAUUUGCGAGCAGACAUUCCAGAAAUUACUUUUGAACGAAAUAUCGUAUUUUGUAACUGUAAUUUCAAAAAUUCUCUCGAACUUCAAUGGAGCCAUGUGCUCCAAGUUGGCAUGUGACUUUUAGGGUGUGUUUGAUAUGAAGAAAAAUAUUUUCCAUGGAAAAUAUUUAUGUUUUCUUGGAAA